This is a messenger RNA of Nilaparvata lugens (brown planthopper), 3149 nucleotides long. It is a transcript of the gene E(z), whose product is annotated as histone-lysine N-methyltransferase E(z). Gene Ontology annotation, molecular function: histone H3K27 methyltransferase activity; protein binding. Bases 339 to 2819 code for a protein of 826 amino acids. Gene Ontology annotation, biological process: chromatin remodeling. The record is from RefSeq and is a predicted model, not a curated record. The transcript is spliced from 16 exons. Lineage: Eukaryota; Metazoa; Arthropoda; Insecta; Hemiptera; Delphacidae.
CCAUUUCGGCUAUUUGACUAAUAAUUGUCCUUUGUGGUUAUUAUUUUGUAAUUUUGAGGUUUGAUAUUAAUUUCUUUGUUAAUUAAACGUUUAUUACUUCAAUGCUUACUAUACCAAUUAGAUAUCUAUUAUAAGUGUAUUUUGUAAUAAAUUUCGACUACUUCAAUUGUAAUAAGAUGCAUUAAUCCUUCAGGUUGCAUUCAUAAAAAAAUAUUAUAGAAAAUUAUUUGCUAGUCUCUUGAUAAAAAUGUUAUGGUUAGUAACAUUUAUCAAAUAUUCUUCAUAGACUGAAUUACCAUCCAAUUUUCAUCUACCUGAGUCAAUCAAUAAAAAAAAUAAUGUCUGGAAAUAAAGCAAAGGUAACUGCUGAAUGGAAAAAGCGAACGCGCCAAGAACACACGCGUUUGCUUCAAGUGAAAGACUCCAAAAUAGCGGAUGAACUGAAGAUUGCAUGGAACAACAACCGAGUCAAAAUGAACGAACUACUGCAGGACGAACAUGAACAGUGGCGCUGGAGGGAAAUGAAGGCGGUGUGGGGUGGGGGUAGCGGUGGUGCGGGGAGCAAGAGUGGGGGUGGAGGGGGUAAGCGAGCCGAGUCAGUGUGUAGCGAUGGUCACGUGACGUCAUGCACUGUGCGCAAGCUCAACGCGGUCACACCUAUACCCACCAUGUACACGUGGGCACCCACCCAGCAGAACUUCAUGGUAGAAGACGAGACAGUGCUACACAACAUCCCUUACAUGGGCGACGAGGUGUUGGACCAGGAUGGCACAUUCAUUGACGAACUGAUCAAGAACUACGACGGAAAAGUGCACGCCGAGAAGAAGAGCGGACUCAUAGAGGACUCGCUCUUUGUCCAACUGGUCAACGCACUCGUACAGUAUCAGGACAAGGAUGAGGAGGAAGCCGAAGAGAGUGUGAAGAAGGAGAAGGUAAAGAAAGCGGAUGAUGAGAAAGAGGUGGUGAAGCAGGGAGAGGAGAGAGAAGGAGGAGACUCGAAAAGUCAUGUUACCCAGAGUGGCGGAGGAGGAGGAGAGGGUAGUCAACGCCCCUUCCCAAAACCAAUAGUUUUCCAGUCGAUCUCACAAGUUUUUCCCGACAUGGGAAAUCCCGACGAACUCAGGGAAAAGUACGUAGAGCUGACAGUGCGCAUGGACCCGAACACACUGCCUCCCGAAUGCACGCCGAACAUAGACGGUGCGCGCGCCGAAUCGGUGCCUAGGGAGCAGACCAUGCAUUCGUUUCACACGCUCUUUUGUCGGCGCUGCUUCAAGUACGACUGCUUCCUACACCGUCUUGAAGUGCACCACUCUGGGCCCAAUAUGCUUCGUCGCAAGGGACCCGAACUCAAGUCAAGAUCCGAGCCAUGUUCUGCCAACUGCUAUCUCCUACUGGACGGCAUGAAAGAAAAGAUGGCGGCCAUAGCAGAUGAGGCGGCAGCAGCAGCCGAACAGAGCAAAGCAGCGGCGGCGGCGGUCAAGGAGGGGGAGGGGGGCGGCGAUGCGGUUGCCAUGGCAACGGCCACUGAUAAACAGCAACCGCCAACUGAGGAGAGCAAAGCGUUAGCGUUGAGCGGUAGCGGUGCGGCAUGCGGUAGUGGCAAAGAGGUUGCGGAUGCGGUUGCGGCAGGCGAGACGUCUGCGGCUGCGGCAGGACCACGCAAAGUGCGCAAACAGACGUCGGUCGACUCUGGCAACGAGGCCAGCUCUGAGGACAGCAACGACAGUAAAGAUUUCAAGCAGGGUCAGAGUGGUGCAGGGGGUGGCGAGGGUGGUGCCGGGGGUGGCACAAGUGGCUCGGGCUACUCGCUGGUGGGGCUGCUGGAGGGGGGAGCAGACGGCGGGGAGGGGGCCGGCGAGUGGACCGGGUCUGACCAGUCGCUGUUUCGCGCGCUGCAUCGCGUCUUCCUCAACAACUACUGUGCCAUCGCGCAGAUCAUCAUGACCAAAACCUGCCAACAGGUGUUUGAGUUUGCGCAGAAGGAGGCAGCCGACAUAGAGCUGGAAGAGUCCAACAAGGACUACACACCUCCGCCUCGCAAGAAGAAGAAGAAGCACGCCCGGCUUUGGUCCGUCCACUGUCGCAAGGUGCAACUGAAGAAAGACUCUUGGGGCAGCAAUCACAUGACCAACUACACGCCGUGCCGCCAUGACAGUGCCACCGAGCAGUGCGACAGUCGGUGCCCGUGCUUCGCCACGCCCAACUUCUGCGAAAAGUUCUGCGAGUGCAGCUCCGAUUGCCAGAACCGAUUCCCCGGCUGCCGUUGCAAGGCGCAGUGCAACACGAAGCAGUGUCCGUGCUACCUAGCCGUGCGAGAGUGUGACCCCGACCUCUGUCAGACCUGCGGUGCUGACCACUUCGACACCAACAAGAUCACCUGCAAGAAUGUCAGCGUACAGCGCGGAUUGCAUAAACACCUGCUGAUGGCACCAUCCGAUGUGGCCGGUUGGGGCAUUUUCCUCAAGGAUUCUGCGCAGAAGAACGAGUUCAUCUCGGAGUAUUGCGGCGAGAUCAUCUCACAGGACGAGGCCGACAGGCGCGGCAAGGUCUACGACAAGUACAUGUGCAGUUUCCUCUUUAAUCUCAAUAACGAUUUUGUAGUUGACGCGACGCGCAAAGGCAACAAGAUUCGGUUCGCGAACCACUCGAUCAACCCGAACUGCUACGCAAAGGUGAUGAUGGUGAACGGCGACCACCGCAUCGGCAUAUUCGCCAAGCGAGCUAUACAGCCCGGCGAAGAGCUCUUCUUCGACUACAGAUAUGGGCCAACCGAACAGUUGAAAUUCGUUGGCAUUGAGAGAGAAAUGGAAUUUUUGUAACGAUUUUCAAGAUUUCAUCCAGUUAGGUACUAUUCAUUCAUUCGAUUAUAUUUAUUCAUUCAUAAUGUUCUUCAAUCAUAAAUUCAUUCAUUAGGAUUCAUCAAUCAUAUUAAUUUUAUCAAACAUGUGAAUGAGAAAUUGAUUUUCGAAUCAUAUUAUUUUAAGAGAUAAUCACUUAUCAGUUGAUUUCACAAUUUUAGCUCAUUUUAGUUAUUUCAGCUCUCAAUAUUAUUUUUAUCAGUUGCCAUUCUAAGUUUCCGUAAGUUUCAAAUCAAAUUAUUAUUUCUUAGCAUUUGUACAAUAUCUUUUUAAUAAAAUAGUGGAAUUAAA